UCCUUUGAGUUUACAUCAUAAUGACCGCUCGAGAGCCUCGCGACGGUGAGGGGGUCGAAUGGACCAAUAGCAAUGCCGAAUUCGCCGGAGCUUUCGUUCGCGCCAGAUGCUAACGAGCAAGGAAAUGGAAUAGUAAGCACAUAUCAAGAAUGCCUCCUCGGCAAAAUUCCUAAGCACUAUCUACGCAUAGAGUAAAGAUGCAUAAGUUGUUGAGCCUUAGGAAUUACCUAACUAGAGGCAAACUACCCCAUCAUGGCCCCCUUUUUACCAGCGCCGGCCACAGAUGGCUCAUCUAUCGGUCGCAUCUUAGCUCGCGAGCUCGAACACAUCAACCCGACACGGACUCUCCCGGAGGCAAUCUCCAAGGUCCUCACUGCCCGUCAACAGAGCACUACGACAGUCGUCGCACAAACCGACGGCGAAUCAUCGCACACCCUUUCGGGCGGCGCCAUCGCUGGCAUAGUUAUCGGCUCUAUCGCCGGGUUCCUCAUACUACUGUGGAUCAUCCGCUCGUGUAUCAACUACCGCAACCCAGGGGCAUGGGGUACUACGUUCGAGCCAGAUAACGAGAAGCCGCCGUCUUCGCACCAUCACCACAGCUCCACGCGGUAUCCGCGGGAAACACAUGGUCAUAGAUCACGCUCCCGCCAUUCCCAUCACAGUCCGCGCCGCACGUCGAUCGUAAGCGUAACUAGGCCGGUCUAUGUUGAGCAGCACAGGAGCAGGAGUCCGAGAGCCCCGCCCGCGACGUAUUAUUCUGACGGAAGAGAUUAUCGGAGGUCGAGUGAUGUUCGGAGACAUUCAAGGGGGCAUUAUUAAACUACGAAGUAAGAGAAUACUUGUGACGGUAGACGGUGUACCGUAUAGUACUUUAGGGAUAAUUGGUCGAUGAAAGGUGGCCAUGCUAUACAUACGACCUCUUGCUUGACGAAAAGACUAUUGAGGAAGGGCUGGAAUAUCCAUUGACAAUGAGGUUACGGAUAUUAUGUAACUACCAUUUUACGAAU
Daldinia loculata is the source of this 1007-nucleotide messenger RNA. RefSeq lists its product as uncharacterized. Bases 253 to 819 code for a protein of 188 amino acids. The transcript has 2 exons. NCBI's taxonomy places the organism in Eukaryota, Fungi, Ascomycota, Sordariomycetes, Xylariales, Hypoxylaceae. The record is from RefSeq and is a predicted model, not a curated record.